Macadamia integrifolia is the source of this 1197-nucleotide messenger RNA. Its product is annotated as CBL-interacting serine/threonine-protein kinase 24-like. Gene Ontology annotation, biological process: signal transduction; protein phosphorylation. The transcript is spliced from 9 exons. Gene Ontology annotation, molecular function: ATP binding; protein kinase activity. Bases 1 to 918 code for a protein of 305 amino acids. The record is from RefSeq and is a predicted model, not a curated record. Lineage: Eukaryota; Viridiplantae; Streptophyta; Magnoliopsida; Proteales; Proteaceae.
AUGGAGGGUUUGAGAUUAGUCACACCUAGCCCUAGCUGUUUGAGGGUCUUGAGUGGGAAAAUGUUCAGUGCUGGGCUGUUGUCAACGAGGACAUGUGGAACCCUCAUUCCGUUGCAAUCAAUGGUGCUCAGCCACCAGGGUUAUGCUGGUUCUGCUGCGGAUGUCUGGUCAUGUGGGGUCAUCCUGUAUGUUCUAAUUGCUGGAUACCUUCCAUUUGAGGAGAUUGACCUUCCAACUUUAUACAGAAAGAUUAAUGCAGCAGAGUUUGCCUGCCCACCAUGGUUCUCGCCUGGGGUGAAGUCAUUGAUCCAUAGAAUUCUAGACCCCAAUCCUAAAACUCGUAUUCAAAUAGAGGAGAUAAAAAACGAUCCAUGGUUCAGGGAAAACUAUCUGGCUGUCAAACAUGUGGAAGAUGAAACAGUAAAUCUGGACGAUGUCCGUGCAGUUUUUGAUGACAUUGAGGAUAAAUUUGUUUCUGAGCAGUCAGAAGGCAAUGAAAGGGGUCCUUUGAUGAUGAAUGCGUUUGAGAUGAUUACCCUUUCCCAAGGGUUAAACCUUUCGGCAUUGUUUGACAGGCGCCAGGACUAUGUAAAACGACAAACUCGUUUUGUCUCUCGUAAGCCAGCAAAAGAGAUUAUAUCAACUAUUGAAGCAGUUGGAGUAUCCAUGGGUUUCAAGGUCCAUACACGAAACUACAAGGUGAGAUUUGAAGGAAUAUCUGCAAAUAAAGCAGGACAGUUUGCUGUUGCCCUAGAGGUUUAUGAAGUUGCUCCUUCCCUUUUCAUGGCCGAUGUUCGGAAGGCUGCUGGUGAUACAUUUGAAUAUCACAAGUUCUACAAGAACUUAUGUAGCAAACUUGAACAUAUUAUUUGGAGACCAACAGGGUGUGCUGCAUAUCCGAGUCUUUUAGAACAAUGACUUGCUGAUCCAGAUUGAUGGAGGUGAUGCAAAUUAGUAAGCAGACUGGGCCGAUUGAACCUAAAUGUUUGUCCCCCGCUGGAAAGGGUCUUGACAAUCGUUUAAUCCUCUAUAUAUAGUCUAUGUGUAGUAUGGAUUGUUGAUCUGCAUUUCAUAUUUAUGUCUUAGCUUAAUAACUCAUGGGCUGUAAAUAUUAUGUUGACUCAUUAAAUGUUAUCUUAGAACUAUUUGCUUCUAGUACUCCAAUGCCAGAUCCGGAUCCGGAUCCAUAUUUUUGUA